Messenger RNA from Cotesia congregata, 1410 nucleotides. NCBI's taxonomy places the organism in Eukaryota, Metazoa, Arthropoda, Insecta, Hymenoptera, Braconidae. The record is from the annotation of a GenBank genome assembly.
AUGGCGGGUGUUAUAAGUCGCUGUUCUCAGAUUCCAAAAAACCAAUUAGGUUUUCUUGGUGCCCUUGUGAGCAAUCAGCAGCUCAGGAAUUUCGCAGAUGGUGCACCAGAAGGAAAGAAAUUCGGAGGUCCGCUGCAAGACCAGGACAGAAUAUUUACCAACUUGUAUGGCAGGCAUGACUGGAGAUUAAAGGGAUCACUGAAGAGAGGCGACUGGUUCAAAACAAAGGAAAUUCUUGGCAAAGGAUCCGACUGGAUCAUCAAUGAAAUAAAAGUAUCCGGCUUGAGAGGUCGAGGAGGCGCUGGAUUUCCUUCAGGAAUGAAGUGGUCAUUUAUGAACAAGCCUUCGGACGGCAGGCCCAAGUAUUUGGUGGUAAAUGCUGACGAAGGAGAGCCAGGAACAUGCAAGGACAGGGAAAUUAUGCGACAUGACCCGCAUAAGCUGGUUGAAGGGUGUUUGAUCGCUGGUCGCGCGAUGGGAGCUUGUGCUGCGUACAUUUACAUCAGAGGAGAAUUUUAUAAUGAAGCUUCGAACAUGCAAGUUGCUAUUGCUGAAGCUUACCAAGCAGGAUUGAUAGGAAAGAACGCCUGUGGUUCUGGUUAUGAUUUUGAUGUCUUCGUACAACGGGGAGCUGGUGCUUAUAUUUGUGGCGAAGAAACCGCUUUGAUUGAGUCGUUGGAAGGCAAGCAAGGCAAACCAAGAUUGAAGCCGCCUUUCCCAGCUGAUGUUGGUCUCUUUGGAUGUCCUACCACCGUGACUAACGUUGAAACUGUUGCAGUUGCACCUACUAUUUGCCGUCGUGGAGGAUCUUGGUUUGCUUCUUUUGGUCGCGCAAGAAAUCAUGGAACCAAGUUAUUUAAUAUUUCUGGUCAUGUUAACAAUCCUUGUACUGUAGAAGAAGAAAUGUCGGUUCCUCUGAAAGAAUUGAUUGAAAGGCAUGCUGGUGGUGUCAUUGGAGGAUGGGAUAAUUUGCUAGGAGUCAUUCCUGGUGGAUCAUCAACACCUAUUAUUCCUAAGAAUGUGUGUGAUACUGUUCUCAUGGACUUUGAUGACCUGGUCAGGGUGCAAAGCUCCUUUGGUACUGCAGCUGUUAUAGUAAUGAACAAACAAACUGAUGUGAUCAAGGCGAUUGCUCGGCUUAUCAGCUUCUACAAACAUGAGUCUUGUGGUCAAUGUACCCCUUGCCGUGAAGGAAUUUCCUGGAUGAACAAAAUAAUGGAUCGAUUUGUCCAAGGAAAUGCAGAGGUGCAUGAAAUUGACAUGUUAUGGGAACUCACAAAGCAAAUUGAAUUGCACACUAUUUGUGCUCUUGCUGAUGGUGCUGCUUGGCCAGUUCAAGGACUCAUUCGACACUUUAGACCUGUAAUUGAAGAGAGGAUGCUUAAACAUAAAGCGUCUGCUACUAAUUAA